CACACAGUGGUAAAUAGCCGUUGCCACUUCCCCCUUUCGAAUUCAAACGUUCAUCCCUUCUCUCUCUUGCUUUGUCUCUCUCUUGGCUUCCCGCAUUGAUGGAGUCUCCAGCAGCCGGAACCUCGGGAAUCCGGUCGCCGCCUCGCCGGAAACCCCUCCAACCGAAGAAUUCUAAUGCGAGUCCGGCGCCGGCGAGCCUUCCGAAGCUGAAACCGACCCAGAUUUCGCCGUUGAUCAAGGGGGAUGCGGACAAGGAGAACCGUCCGAUCCAUGUGGCCGCGAUUGGGUCGCUGGAGGCGUCGCUGGCGGAGGAGCUGGAGGCGAUACGGAGGAGGAGGGAGAGGCUCCGGGUGGAAAGGGAGAGGACGGAGAGAAUGCUGAGAGAGAGGGAUCGGGUGUUGGAGAUGGCGGUGAGGGAGUGGGAGAGGAGAAGGGAGGAGCAGAGGAGCGUCGAGUUGGAGCUCCAGAGGUUGGUCAGGCUCAAGGAGCUAGAAGACUCUUGCAUGAGAUUUUCUCCUGUCAAGUCUCUUAGAGCUAAAGAAGAAGAGAAGAGAAGUAUUAAAGCUCAAUCACAGGGAUUGAACUCUGCAGCACAAGAUAAUGAAGCCACAGCGCAGGAAAAAGCACCAGAGAACUAGUCAUUCUUCUCUCGCCAUUUUAUAUUUCAUCACCACAUCUAAUCCCUUGAUGGAUGCUUUCUUUUUAUUUUUCGGGCUACAUAUAGGUUGUGGCCCUGCAGCGAAGUCAAGAAAGUCACAUAGCUUAUUUGCUGCCCCAUGCCAAAUAUUUGUAGAGGCGUUGAGAGUAUCUAAGUAAUAAUAUACAUGUUACCAUGCUUGUGUUGCAAGUCCAUGUUCUUCAGGGUUAUAGCUGCAAAAACCAAACAAUAUCGUGAACUUCACUUGAUCAUGCUUUAUUCGGGGU
Molecule: messenger RNA, 924 nt
Organism: Phoenix dactylifera (date palm)
Lineage: Eukaryota; Viridiplantae; Streptophyta; Magnoliopsida; Arecales; Arecaceae
Source: RefSeq, a predicted model, not a curated record